Messenger RNA from Rodentolepis nana, 1308 nucleotides. NCBI's taxonomy places the organism in Eukaryota, Metazoa, Platyhelminthes, Cestoda, Cyclophyllidea, Hymenolepididae. The record is from the annotation of a GenBank genome assembly.
AUGUCUACAGGUGUUGGUCAAAAUAUAUCAAAUGCUCAGUUAUAUCCCCUGCAACCCAACAAUACGAUUGUUAAAUUAGAAGAUCCUAACGUCUUCGCAUUAAAAGUUGAAAGUCCUUCCACACCCUCCGAUAAGGUUGUCUUUCCUCCUGAAUUUAAUCAGCAGCAACAAAGAACUUCCUCUCCAUCAAAUUCCAACGAGAACAAUGCUAACAAUGGUUUCGCCUGUGAAGUCUGCGGGAAAGUUUGUGAAAGUCGAUUCCUGUUAACCAAACACAAAGUAUCUCAUCAACCCCGUGAUAGACUUUGUCCUACAUGUGGUCGAGCCUUCGCGCGUGAUGAUAAACUCAGGCGUCAUGUUAUGAGCGUUCAUUCGUCAGAAAGACCACAUGUUUGCGAAAUGUGUGGAAAGGGUUUUGCAAGAAAAGAUAAACUCCAAGAGCAUGCAAGGCACCACAAUAAGAACAUAACAUUUCCAUGUACCGCUUGUGAAGAGAAUUUCAAUAUGCGCUCUAAGUUAAACAAACAUCUUCGGGAGGUCCACAAUAUUCGACAAUCCACUCGAUUAUCUAAGGAGUCUGGCAAAGCUUUGUGUAAGAAAAAGAAGGCACGGAAUUCCGAAUCCUUAACCCAGGCCACUGUCGCUCCAGUAAAUAAUUUGACGACGGGUAUUUUUCAAAAUCCUUCAAAUUUUCUCUGGUGUCAACGACAACCCCAGAAUACUUCUAGUACCAGUGCCUUCGAUUUCUGGAAUGCUCAAAAUCAUGCUCAAUUAUACACUCAGCAAUACGGUUAUAACCAUCUUUACUAUGCUGCAGCCGCUAUGAGACAAAAUCCACAACAAUCAAGUGCCUUAGCCGCUCAUAUGUUCUCUCAGGCAGCCGCUUCAAAUCCAACUCUUUUGCAGGCAGCAGCGUCGGGUUAUUGGCCUACAAAUUUCGGAACAGCGGCAACUGCUCAUUCAUCCACCACUACAGAUGCUCAACUAGCAUCGGUUAUGUCUAGCGGGUCAUCACAACAAGUAACUCAACAGGUUACGUUUAAUAACGGGAACUAUUCAAAUAAUACAAAUACAUCAAGCUCUUAUCAAACUCCAGGGAACUACUAUAAUGCGGCAUCGUUGGCAGCAAGACUCGGACAGAGUACUUCUUCGGCGGUUAUGGCCCCCAGACGUCUCUCUAAACGGACUUCGUCAAACGUCUUGCUUGGUGUUGCGGAGGAACUUGAAAGGCGCUCGGGACUGCGAAGUUUGGAUUCUAGACUGAAGCCAAUGAACCCAACAACUGCAGCAAAAGGGAGUGCAAUAUAG